UUCCGACACAGCACUGAACUUGUUUAGGCAAAAAACGCGCGCGCCCUGCUCUCAUACGCGCGCUGAGCGCCUACGCACUGCGUCUCCUGUGACGUAAGGCCGUACAAACCGCCCUCGCAAGCAGGACAGCCGGCGUCAGACUGACUGGAAUAGUGCACAGACUUAUGUUUCUAUUUGUGACAUGGAGUGGCGGAAUAAACAGAGCGGACGAGCGUGAUUCGGUGACAUGACAAGCUCCGGUUCGGUUGAGAAACGGGGGGUUUGGAGCAGCGCGUAAAUCCGGUAACAUAGUGCAGAUUUCAGUGCAGAAAUCGCUGCAGUCUGUCCGACCGGUCUUUCAUCGUUGCCCUCAGAUGUAAAGCAGCUUUAAACAGCUCAAUAAGACGACAGAAAGUCGUUUAAUAUACGUUUAAAAGUGACUAGUUGCUUCUAAGCUACUUUUGUUGUUGAGGUAUGACGUCAUACUGUCAGGUAACUCCACGCUGGUCAUUCAUGCUCACCUGACCAGCAAUAAACAGCUGAAAAACAUGACAUGCUGUCAUUAAUGGCUCCUGGCUGAUGAGCUGUAGUGGCAGGUUGAGUGACAGCUGUUACGGUUUGUUUUGACAUGACAUCAUGGCCCUUGUUUGGUGACGUCACAGAUCUCAGUUCCGGUCGCCACUGGCUCCACAAGGAAGGAGUUAUGAGCAGUCUUACUAAGAAGACACGGUUUAUUAACACUCCUGGCAAUAAACUAUCUUUUGGCAAUAGAUACCGUAACGAUGCCUACAUCAGCCUCUACGACGAGUCCAUCGGGAGAGGGAUGUACACAGUGCGGUCAGACACAGACACACACCCUUCACUCAGGAACCAUGACCAUCCUGCCUCGGGCGUCCUCUCUAGGGGCCAUCUGGACCCUCGCACAGACCACACAGACCCUGCCUCAGACAGCCACGGACAGGAGCGUCUGCUCGGCGCUCAGACACCGGCCCGCUCCAGACACAGACUCCAGCUGACCACCGAGCUGGGGCCCGAGGAGGUCAGGUGGUCUUACAAAGAGGACAAGAAGACAUGGAAGCCCUUCAUGGGACACGACUCUCUCAGGAUAGAGAUCAUGUAUCGCAGAUUCUGCCAGUUAAACCAGGAAAGGGCUUUGAGGCGUGGUGGAGAGGAGACUCCUGAAGACGAAGGGCUGGAUACCAGCAAGAAGAGCAGCGACUUCACGAUCGAGGCCGUGUGUGUCAGAGGAGGACUCUAUGAAGUGGAUGUGAGGAAGAAAGAGUGCUAUCCGGUGUACUGGAACCAACAGGAUCGUAUCCCUGUCAUGAGAGGCCAGUGGUUCAUUGACGGCACAUGGACGCCUGUCGAGGAGGAUGAGAGCGACCUCAUUGAGGAAGAACACCUGGCGUGUUUCAGAGGACAACAGAUACAGGACGCUUUUGAGAACGACACGCUGAGCAAGACUGUGGACAGAAAAGAUGUUCUUUCCCAUUUUCCCCCAUUCUACCCUCACUUUCUAUUCAGAUGGAGUGGAUAUCAGACGAGUGCUAAAAGUCACAAGCGAAAGCGAUGCCAAGCCGUUCACAGUGUGCAGUUGAGCUGCAGUCAUGUGGACUGGUACAGUGUGGACGAGGUGUAUCUGUACAGUGAUGCCACCACGUCUAAGAUCGCACGCACCGUCACGCAGAAGCUGGGCUUCUCUAAAGCCUCCAGCAGUGGCACCAGACUGCAUCGCGGCUUCAUGGAAGAGGCCUCGCCGCACCAUAAACCCCCUCAGACCACACACAUUGUGUUUGUGGUGCAUGGCAUUGGACAGAAGAUGGACAAGGAUCGUAUCAUCAAAAACACUGGCAUGCUGCGGGAAGCUGUGAGGAAGAUGGAGGAGAAGCACUUCGCUGAUCAAACAGAGGAACACGUGGAGUUUCUGCCGGUCGAGUGGCGCUCUAAACUGGCUUUAGACGGCGACACAGUGGAGUCAAUCACACCAGACAAAGUGAGAGGCCUGAGAGACUUACUCAACAGCAGCGCCAUGGACAUCAUGUACUACACCAGUCCUCUCUACAGACACGAGAUCACUAAAGGUUUGACGCAGGAGCUCAACCGUCUCUAUUCUCUCUUCUGCUCACGAAACCCUGAGUUUGAGAGCAGAGGCAGAGUGUCCAUCAUCUCUCACUCGCUGGGCUGCGUCAUCACCUUUGAUAUCAUGACCGGCUGGGACCCUGUGCGCUUCUGUCUGCAAGAACAUCAGGAUCAGCUGGAGGGAGAAGAUCUACACUGGACCACUCAUGAAGAGCGCCACCUGCUGGAGGACGUGACACUAACCAGACGAAGGUUACGAGAACUGCACGAUCAGCUUCAGGGCCUGAAGGCAUCAAAACCUACUUCCUUCCCUACAUUAAAGUUUAAGGUGGAGAACUUCUUCUGCAUGGGGUCUCCUCUGGCUGUGUUUCUGGCUUUGAGAGGCAUCCGGCCCGGGACCAGCGGUCACCAGGACCACAUCAUGCCCAAAUCCAUCUGCCGGCGCCUCUUCAACAUCUUCCACCCAUCAGAUCCUGUGGCCUAUCGACUGGAGCCUCUGGUGUUAAAGCACUACAGCCACAUCGCUCCUGUGCAGAUACACUGGUGUAACACCAUGGACCCCACCCCGUAUGAUGAGAUCAGAGCCACCUAUCUCAGUGUGAGCAGGAGCGACUCGGAGAGCCCCAGUCCCAGCAGAUCACCUGUGCUGAGCAGGACACACUACAGAGAGUCCAUCACCAGCCUGGGCAAGGCCAGCAUACUGGGCGCUGCUAGUAUCGGUAAGGGCAUCAGCGGGAUGUUAUUCUCUCGAUUCUCUCGAUCACACAGCCUGCCGUCCGCUGGGGAUUCUGGGAUUGGUGACAGUGAGGACAGCCAAAGCACUUUUACAUUUUCAGCCAUAUCUCCAUCCUCUUCCUCCUCUUCAUUGGAUGCAGCGGCUGAGAUGGAGCAUCGCAUUGACUACGAGCUUCGGGAGGGUCUGGUGGAGAGCCGCUAUUGGUCGGCUGUGACCUCACACACGAGCUACUGGACGUCCCAUGACGUCGCCCUGUUCCUCCUGACCUUCAUAUACAGGCCACAGAGCACAGACCAGACAGAAAACCCCAGUCCCGUGUAGCACAGACAGCACUUCCCACAAGAAAGACUGAUCCCAUCCUGUCUGCUCUGGGUCUCCAGGAGGCUUCAGAGAAAGUGUCCUAAGCCUUCCCAAACAGCUCCUGACCUCAUCACUGUUUAUAAGCCCACAGAGUGCCCCUGGUCCAUAGGAGCUACAUGCACAGUUUGGACUGUGCACGUCUAGGGGAUCCAGUCCUUCAGUUUCCUCCAUGGAUUCAGAAAUGAGGGAAUUGAAACUUUUUAUCUCAUAAUUCAGACUUAUUUUCUCAAAGUUGUGAGUUUACUGUAAAUAGUGAGAACACGAAUGCAAGUUAAUUGCAGGUUUACAUUUCACAAUUCUGAUUCUAUUUUUCUCUUAUUGUGAACAUAUUAGGGGUGUAACGAUACGCGUAUUCGUAUUGAACCGUUCGGUACGAGGCUUUCGGUUCGGUACGCGGUACGCAUUAUGUACCGAACGGUUCGUUGGACUAAUUAAUUAUAUUUGGAAAAUAAAUUAAAAAUUGUGAAAUAUAAUGAUAUGCGUUCAACAAGGUAGCCCAAUAACCCAAACGACGUAACAGGCAACGCCCCUGACACCCCCGAACAAGAAAAAAAAAACACCAUCUUAUAUGUUUAUGUUAGGCUACUCAGUCAGGCGCAAGCUCAUUCAGUACGCGCUGAAGGCUCAUUGCAAAAUAGCCAAUGCGUUUAACAGACAACAAAUAGAAGAUCCUCCAAUAACCAACAGGUCUGGUGUUUGGGUGUGUGGUGGUUAUAAAAAUAGAUAAAACUAAUAAUAAUUAGUGUCAUCAAUAUGUCAUCAAAAAAAAUAAAUAAACUGAAUGUCAUUAAUGCAUAGUGUAUGAUUUUGGAUGAUGGCGAUUGGUAUUCCUUGCCUAGUAUGGAUGAUUGAUCAUUUGAUUAUUUUUGCCUUGGAACUUUCACCUGCUGGGGGAGGGGCGCGCUGCUGAGACAAUACAGAGACUCAGAAGAUAUUGCAGCAGCUCCGUGUCCUGUGUCUUUUAUUGACUCUUUUUCUCCCCUAAUCAGGCGGUUAGGGUGCUACAGGUGCACUUUACCAAUCGAUCGGGGCAUCCAAACAAGUACGGUAAUCAAAAUGGACUAGUACUGUACUGUGUCGGAAUUUCCUGAGCAGUACGAUUCAAUUAACAGGCCUGCACGUUAUUAGAUAGAAGAACUGUUAUAAAUAGAACGUAUGCACGGGCAGUUUUGAAAACUCCACCUACUUUGCUCUUGGCAUAGUGCAGCGCAAAUCGCGUGGUAUCUGAAGGGCAACGCUGAGCCCAGGGUCCAGCGCCGUGCAUAUCGCGUCCUGUGUGAAAGACCCUUUAGCCAUUUUGCAACGAGCCUUCAGCGCGUACUGAGUGAGCGAGCGCCUUACUCUGUAGUGGAAAACGCAGGUUUUAAGAACAUUCUUAAUGUAAUUUAGCCCCGUUACAAUAUUCCUUCAUGAGCCCAUUUCAGCCAGACCGUAAUUCCUGCUUUGUUCUAAAAAACAUAAGCCCUAUAGAGAACCAAUUGAGUAAAAACACACUCAAUAUAAAGAGUUAUAGAGUUCCAUAUAAAAAGUUACAUCUUUGUAUUUGUUCAUAACUACUACAAUAAUAUAACAUUUUCAUUUUUUUUUUUAUAAGGAGCUGUUUUUGUUUUAUACAGUAUGCUGCUAAGAAAACACCAUAGAAGAUGGGUAAAGAAUAGCUCCAUCAUUGUUCAAUGUAAAAAAAACAAAAAACAUACUUUGUAGCCAAUUUUUUUCUUUUUGCUGUAUCUAAAACGUACCGAACCGUACCGAACCGAACCGUGACAUCAGUGAAUCGUAUCGAACCGAACCGUGAUUUUUGUGAACCGUUACACCCCUAGAACAUAUAACAUCAGAAUUGCAAUAAAGUCACAAAAUGUCACAAUUCCUUUAUAUAUAUAUAUAUAUAUAUAUAUAUAUAUAUAUAUAUAUAUAUAUAUAUAUAUAUAUAUAUAUAUAUAUAUAUAUAUAUGGUGGAAGCGAGCUUUCAUGCACAAUGAACCCUAAUAAUAACGUCUGGCACUUAUUUAACUGGGUACAUUAGAGAUUUUUGUUUUGACUUGAGGGAGCAAUGUCUAUUUAAUGCAAUAAGAAGCACAACUAUUGUUAACAAAAUGUAUUUUUAUGCAGAAGGGUACUUGAGGUUUCAUUAUUAUUCUCUCACAACUACAUCGUGUUGUGGUUUGACCUUAUUUAUUAAUAUUACUGAUGCAGUGCACAUGAUUGUGAACGGAUGGGCAGGUGAUUGAAUGUGCUGAUGCUGGAGAAUCUUAAGAAACCUGUCUAGAACAUGUCAAAGUCACAUUUCUUUCUUUGUUGGUUUGUUUUUGUCUUGUGUAUCCCACAGUGUCAUCAGUAAAGCUUUAUCAUCA
Messenger RNA from Carassius gibelio (silver crucian carp), 5505 nucleotides. RefSeq names its product DDHD domain containing 1a (gene ddhd1a). The record is from RefSeq and is a predicted model, not a curated record. Bases 608 to 3115 code for a protein of 835 amino acids. The transcript is spliced from 14 exons. Gene Ontology annotation, cellular component: cytoplasm. Lineage: Eukaryota; Metazoa; Chordata; Actinopteri; Cypriniformes; Cyprinidae. Gene Ontology annotation, molecular function: metal ion binding; glycerophospholipase activity.